Humulus lupulus (European hop) is the source of this 1498-nucleotide messenger RNA. Its product is annotated as peptidyl-prolyl cis-trans isomerase FKBP42-like. Gene Ontology annotation, molecular function: peptidyl-prolyl cis-trans isomerase activity; protein binding. Lineage: Eukaryota; Viridiplantae; Streptophyta; Magnoliopsida; Rosales; Cannabaceae. The coding region runs from base 235 to 1341 and encodes 368 amino acids. The record is from RefSeq and is a predicted model, not a curated record. The transcript has 8 exons.
UUAAUUCAGUAGAAUAAGAAAGACAAAAAAUAAAAUAGACAGUGGAAGAACGUUCUAGACUAAAUGAAAGGGAAUCGAAGUUGUUUACAUCUAAAGUCUCUUUGUAUUUUGUGUAAUUGUAAUCGUAAUCCCAUUUGAAUCUCCGUCCUGCCCAGCCUUCCACACCGCUCAACCGUCAACCUGUACCACUUCAGCUGAGGGGAAUUCAUUUGAUCAAACCCCAUUUUGCCUAUAAUGGCGGAUUUUGAGGACCAACAGAAUCAAUCACUUGGUGAAAAUGAGGAGAAUGAAAUUGUCACUGAAAGUGCUUCAUUUGUUCACGGGGAGCCUCCUCAGGAUGCUACUGGUAAUGGACCCCCGAAAGUUGAUUCAGAGGUGGAGAUUCUACAAGGGAAAGUCACAAAGCAAGUCAUUAUGGAAGGUCAUGGAGCCACACCAUCCAAAUAUUCAACUUGCUUCUUGCAUUACAGGGCAUGGACCGAAAGCACACAGCACAAGUUUGAAGACACUUGGCAGGAACAACAGCCAGUAGAAAUGAUUUUAGGAAAAGAGAAGAAAGAAAUGACAGGCUUGGCUAUUGGUGUCUCCAGCAUGAAGUCUGGUGAACGGGCUUUGUUACAUGUAGGCUGGGAAUUAGGGUAUGGAAAAGAAGGAAACUUUUCUUUCCCAAAUGUACCACCUAUGGCCGAUAUAAUAUAUGAAGUUGAGCUUGUUGGGUUUGAUGAAGCCAAAGAUGGGAAACCUCGUAGCGACAUGACUGUUGAGGAAAGGAUUGGAGCAGCAGAUAGAAGAAAGAUGGACGGAAAUGCUUUGUUUAAGGAGGAAAAGCUGGAGGAGGCCAUGACACAGUAUGCAAUGGCCAUAACAUAUAUGGGCGAUGACUUCAUGUUCCAGUUGUUUGGAAAGUAUCGGGACAUGGCCUUGUCUGUUAAGAAUCCGUGCCACCUUAAUAUGGCUGCAUGUUUAAUAAAGCUCCAGCGCUUCGAAGAAGCCAUUGGACAAUGCAGCAUUGUUUUAUCAGAGGAUGAAAACAAUGCCAAGGCACUUUUCAGAAGAGGAAAGGCCAGGGCUGAGCUUGGACAGACUGACGCGGCUCGAGAAGAUUUUCUAAAGGCACGAAAAUAUGCUCCAGAAGACAAAGCAAUUGCGAGGGAGUUGCGAUUGCUGGCUGAACAUGACAAGGCUCUUUAUCAGAAGCAGAAGGAGAUCUACAAGGGGCUCUUUGGACCACCACCACAACCAAAACCAAAGCGAACAAAUUGGUUGAUUGUUUUUUGGCAGUGGUUAUUGUCAUUAAUCCAUGGCCUUUUCAGACGACACCAAAGGCAGAAGAGUGACUAGUCCAACUUUGAAGUGACAAAUUCUGUGAUACUUUUAUUAGAUAACGUGACAAAUGUUUGGAAAAGAAGUAAUUUUAUGGGGAAAAAUCGAUGGAACGUGAACAGUGAAGUGUGACAUUCAUCAAUUGGUUUGUGAAGUUUGAAUUGCAUUAAUGGUA